This is a messenger RNA of Aspergillus brunneoviolaceus CBS 621.78, 306 nucleotides long. RefSeq lists its product as uncharacterized. Lineage: Eukaryota; Fungi; Ascomycota; Eurotiomycetes; Eurotiales; Aspergillaceae. The record is from RefSeq and is a predicted model, not a curated record. The transcript has 3 exons. Bases 1 to 306 code for a protein of 101 amino acids.
AUGCCAGAUUGCGUUAUAACUUAUGGUACGAUCUCAGUCCACAGCCCACAAACCACUGCAGUGAAAGCGCAAGCGCAAUCCCCCAAAACACCUCCAAAACACCACCAAAACCUACAACCAACAAACACCCCUAUCCCCAUCCCCAUCGCCAAACCCAAGCACGAACAUCACAUAUCAUCCAUCUUCAUCAUAAUUAUCAAAGCCAAGACCCCUCCAAACCCCUCUAACUCGUCCAAGCAAGAACCACACGCACGUCUCGUCAAGAAAUCAAGAAAGAUCAAGAACCACCACAUAGCAUUACCCUGA